Molecule: messenger RNA, 972 nt
Organism: Diplodia corticola
Lineage: Eukaryota; Fungi; Ascomycota; Dothideomycetes; Botryosphaeriales; Botryosphaeriaceae
Product: 2-dehydropantoate 2-reductase
Exons: 5
Coding region: 1-972 (323 amino acids)
Biological process (GO): pantothenate biosynthetic process
Cellular component (GO): cytoplasm
Molecular function (GO): 2-dehydropantoate 2-reductase activity
Source: RefSeq, a predicted model, not a curated record
AUGGAUGACCACAUAGACGUUCUUCUCUACGGUCUCGGGGCCAUUGGCUCAUUCUACGCCUUCAUUUUGAGUCGAGCGCCCAAGGUGCGCCUGACGGUCGUAGCAAGGUCGAACUAUGCCGCCGUGAAAGAGAAGGGUUUGACCAUCGAUAGUCAAAAUCAUGGCAAACACGUCGUUCAUCCAUUUGAAGUGGUCAAGUCUCCAUCAGAGCUUCAGAGAAAGUUCGACUAUAUUGUCUGCGCGAACAAAGCAACCGACCCUGACGAGACGGCGAAAGCACUGGUGCCAGUCGUCGACCAGAAGAAAACGACAAUCGUCAUCGCACAGAAUGGGGUUGGAAACGAGCCUCCGUUCCGGGCCCUCUUUCCGCUUUGCACCAUCAUAACCUGCGCGGUUUGGGUCGGUGCGAUUCAACCAGAGCCUGGUUUCGUCAAACACAUGAAUUCCGAGAACACUCAACUUGGCCUCUUCAAGGACAAGCCGGAACCUCAAGACGCGGAAGACCAAGCAAGGCUGGAUCUGUUUGCGGAGCUGUUCAGGCAAGGCGGCACCAUUUUCGAGCUGGUCGAAGACAUGCAAGUGCAGCGUUGGGAAAAGGUCGUCUGGAACGCCGCGUGGAACACGCUAACGACGCUCACCAUGCUCGAUACCAAAAGCUGGCUGAACUCCUCGCCGCGGGCCACGCCCAUGACCCGAGACCUGAUGAAGGAGAUGAUCGAUGUUGCGCGUGCCUGCAACGUCAACCUCGACUAUUCGCUCAUCGACCGAUUGAUGGACAAGAUCCUGGCCAUGCCGGGCAUCGGCAGCAGCAUGCAGACGGACUGCAAGAACGGGAAGCCGAUGGAGGUCGAGGUGAUUUUGGGAUAUCCGGUGCGGAAAGCGAGGGAGUUGGGAGUGAAGACUCCCAUUAUCGAUACCCUACACACGCUAUUGCUAGCUGUUGAUUUGAAGUUGCGGAACGAGUCCAAGUAG